Molecule: messenger RNA, 1249 nt
Organism: Drosophila willistoni
Lineage: Eukaryota; Metazoa; Arthropoda; Insecta; Diptera; Drosophilidae
Gene: YL-1
Product: vacuolar protein sorting-associated protein 72 homolog
Exons: 4
Coding region: 80-1135 (351 amino acids)
Biological process (GO): chromatin remodeling; regulation of DNA-templated transcription
Cellular component (GO): nucleus
Molecular function (GO): ATP-dependent H2AZ histone chaperone activity
Source: RefSeq, a predicted model, not a curated record
GUUUGUUUGCAAAAAUUAAGAAAUUGUUAUUUGUUUUUUUUAAUAAAUUGAGUUGAAUUAAAAGUGGUUAGACUAACAAAUGGCUGCAUCGCGGUCUAGGCGUAAUAAUGCUGGCAAUAAAAUAGCCAAAUUGCUGGAUGAGGAAGAGGAAGAUGACUUUUACAAGACGUCCUAUGGCGGCUUUCAGGACGAGGAAGAGGACAAGGAAUAUAUUCAAAAGGAUGAAGAAGAGGAUGUUGUGGACUCGGAUUUUAGUAUCGAUGAACAGGAUGAACCAGUGUCCGACCAGGAAGAAGCACCCGAAAAGAAGCGUAAACGUGGUGGAGUCAACACUAAAGCUUAUAAAGAAACUAAACCUGCUCCAACAACGAAAAAAGAAGCAAAAUCAGUAGCCGCUCUGCAUAAGAAACGUCCUGGAGCUGGUGUGACCAAACGGCGAGUGCGUCCCCGCUUUACAAUACUUGACUCAGGUCGAAAAUCUAUACGCACAUCCACAGCCAUUAAGACACAGGCCACAAAAAUCCGAUUAAAGGAGCUGGACGAUGCUCGUAAGCGUAAGAAAAAGAAGGUGCGUGUGGAGGAUUAUAUGCCCACGCAGGAGGAGCUACUGGAGGAGGCCAAGAUAACUGAAGAGGAGAACAUCAAGUCAUUGGAGAAAUUUCAAAAAAUGGAACUGGAGAAGAAAAAGACUCGUCCCACAAAGCGUGUGUUUACUGGCGCAACGAUACACUAUCAUUCGAUGACGAUGCCUGUGAUGCGUAAACCCACACGUGGCACCACUCUGCCCCAUGAUCCCAACGAUCCGGAAUCCAAAUGCGAGCGUACAUUUGUCACAUUAGAGAAUGACUUCAAUGACAAGGUCUUUAAAACGAUUUUCCGACCCAAACUGAAGCCAAAAAGCAGCAAUGGCAUUUGUCCCAUCACCAGAUUGCCGGCACGCUAUUUUGAUCCGGUUACGCAGCAGCCCUAUUAUAGUAUACAAGCGUUUAAGAUUCUACGCGAGGCCUAUUACAUGCAACUGGAGGGCAACAGCUCGUCGCAUGCGGAUCAGCCUGAAAUGGCCAAGUGGUUGGAAUGGCGCAAAAUGAUUAAAGAGAAUCGACAGAAAUCCCAAAUGCCCAGCAAGAAUGGCUAGAAUUCGAACGGCUACCAAGUUAAUUUAUUAGUUUCCUACAAUACGAAUAACUACUACUACCCUUACUAUAUCCAAAUGCCAAUACAAAAUGCGAAUUUUCACUAUAAAACUUAA